CCUCGCUCUACCCUACGUCGCUGUGCUCUUGCUCUUCCUCUGGGUAUUCGAUCCACGCCAGAGUUUCCACCGAAUCGAGGUUAGCUCCUUCCCUUUCUCCAUACACAAACCAUCGUCUUCUCGCCGUCAGCUCUUGACGUCCCAAGAGGAUGAGGGGGGAGCUUUGUUCUGAGAUCGGCCCUUGAAGACACCUACGUUCUCGAACCACCGCCGCUCGCCCUCACUCCUGCUAGCAGCGUUGAAUGUAUCGACUGUUUGGAGCUCAAAUUGCUGCCAAUCUUCUGGCCGUGCGGGUAAACCAGUUGUGAAAUGGACCGAGGUAGAGAGUUGGUUCCGGAAGAGGCAACAAGGCAUCACACCACCACUUUGCUCCGAAACUGGUGCUUCGAAAGAUGGUUCAAUGUUGCCAGGGCCUAGUCCUGCGAAUGAGUCUAAUGGUACCUCCAAAAAGGAUACAGGAAAUAUGCAAGAUCGGUCGACCAUACAAUUUGAAGCAAAGUCAUCAAAAGAUGGUGCUUGGUAUGAUGUUGAGUUGUUCCUUUGCAACAGAAAACUACCAUCAGGAGACCUUGUUGAAGGAAGUUCGUGUCAGAUUUGAAGGAUUUGGGGCAGAGGAGGACGAAUGGGUAAAUGUAAGAGAGGCAGUCAGACAACGGUCUGUUCCCGUGGAUCCUUCAGAAUGCCAUUCGGUGAAUGUUGGGGAUGUAGUAUGCUGCUUUCAGGAGAGGAAGGAUUAUGCGAUGUAUUACGAUGCUCAUGUGAUCGAAAUUCAGAGGAAACUGCAUGAUAUAAGGGGCUGCAGGUGCAUUUUCAAGAUACGGUACAAUCAUGACAACGUGGAGGUCAGAAUCUCGAUCGUUGUUCUUCCCCGCGGGGCUUGUUAAUAUUUGGGUUGUUGCUGACUCUGGAAUUGGUUCUUUUGCUGUUGUUGCCAGGAAAGAGUUCGUCUUAGAAGACUCUGUUAUCGCCCAACACCUUGACGCAAGAAUCAAGAGAAGCUAUCUUUCAGUAAAUGGGAAGCUGGCAUUACCUUCCCGCUUGUUGAAAUUUGACUGUAGUCUGCGCAGUAGGGACUUUGUUCAGAGUCUAGAGAACUUCAUGGUUGCGCAUAGCAGAAUGUAGAUGGCCAAAACUAUUGAGGCUUUGGGGGGAGAAAGUGUCGCCAGUAGCUUUCU
Linum tenue is the source of this 1175-nucleotide messenger RNA. The record is from the annotation of a GenBank genome assembly. NCBI's taxonomy places the organism in Eukaryota, Viridiplantae, Streptophyta, Magnoliopsida, Malpighiales, Linaceae.